Messenger RNA from Truncatella angustata, 1392 nucleotides. RefSeq names its product Dolichyl-diphosphooligosaccharide--protein glycosyltransferase subunit WBP1. The transcript is spliced from 2 exons. Bases 1 to 1392 code for a protein of 463 amino acids. NCBI's taxonomy places the organism in Eukaryota, Fungi, Ascomycota, Sordariomycetes, Amphisphaeriales, Sporocadaceae. The record is from RefSeq and is a predicted model, not a curated record. Gene Ontology annotation, cellular component: endoplasmic reticulum membrane; oligosaccharyltransferase complex.
AUGAGGUCCCUCGUCUCCUUCCUGCUGCUCCUGCUUGCCGCAGUCGCCCAAGCCGUCAGCUCUAGCGGCGAGAGGUUGCUGGUUAUCUUGGACGAUGUCGCCGAGAAGGCAGGCUAUUCCAAGUUCUUUGGUGACUUAGAAGCUCGUGGCUUCAAGAUCGCCUACGAGACACCCAAGAGUGAGAGCUUGAACCUUUUUAAGCUCGGCGAGCGCGAGUACGACCACCUCAUCUUCCUGCCCACCAAGGCCAAGGGUCUCGGUCCCAGUCUCACGCCCAACGCUAUUGUCCAAUUCAUCAACGCCGACGGCAACGUCCUCGUCGCCCUGUCCGGCAAGAGCUCUGCUCCUACCUCGAUCGUCUCGACCCUCCUCGAGCUCGACAUCCACCUGCCCCCGGACAGGAGCGGCCUCGUUGUCGACCACUUCAACUUUGAUGUCGCCUCGGCUGCUGAGAAGCACGAUGUCGUCCUCCUCUCCGCUCCCGGCUCUCUUCGACCCGACGUCCAGGACUUCUUCACUCCUGCCGCCCCCAACGGCGAAUUGCUCGCCUUCCCCAGCGGCGUAGGACAGACACUCGGCUCGGGCGCUCUGCUGGCCCCUAUCCUGCGUGCUCCCCACACCGCCUACAGCUACGACCCUAAGGAACAAGCCGAGUCCGUCGACGACAUUUUCGCUUCCGGAAACCAGCUCUCACUCGUCACCACCUUCCAGGCCCGCAACUCUGCUCGAGUCACCGUCAUUGGCAGCGCUGAGAUGCUGAGUGACAAGUGGUUCGACGCCAAGGUCAAGAAGAACGGCAGCAAGACCUCGGUUGCUACCUUGAACCGCGACUUCGCCAAGCGAGUCUCUGGCUGGACCUUUGGCGAGAUCGGUGUCCUGCGAGUCAACUGGAUCGAGCACCACCUGAACGAGGAGGGCCAGAGCAACGCCAGCAACCCCACCAUCUACCGCAUCAAGAACGACGUCACGUACUCCAUCUCCCUGUCCGAGUACGUCUGGGACGCCUGGACAUCCUUCUCCGUCCCAGAGAAGGAUGCCCUUCAGCUCGAGUUCAGCAUGCUGUCUCCUUUCCACCGCUUGCCCCUGGAGCCCGUCCACAGCUCCUCCGACAGCACCACCUACUCGGCCUCGUUCAAGCUUCCCGAUCAACACGGAAUCUUCAACUUCAAGAUCAAUCACAAGCGCCCCUUCUACUCCAACGUCGAGGAGAAGAACACCGUCUCCGUCCGCCACUUCGCCCACGACGAGUGGCCUCGCAGCUACGUCAUCAGCGGUGCCUGGCCCUGGAUCUCGGGCAUCAGCGUUACCAUUGUCGGAUGGGUUGCCUUCUGUGCUAUUUGGCUGUACAGCAAGCCUGCGCAGUCGGGCGUCGAGACAAAGAAGACACGUUGA